This is a messenger RNA of Mytilus trossulus (common blue mussel), 1440 nucleotides long. Its product is annotated as transcription factor HES-1-like. Gene Ontology annotation, biological process: regulation of neurogenesis; regulation of transcription by RNA polymerase II; anterior/posterior pattern specification. Lineage: Eukaryota; Metazoa; Mollusca; Bivalvia; Mytilida; Mytilidae. Gene Ontology annotation, cellular component: nucleus. Gene Ontology annotation, molecular function: DNA-binding transcription factor activity, RNA polymerase II-specific; RNA polymerase II cis-regulatory region sequence-specific DNA binding; protein dimerization activity. Bases 180 to 1271 code for a protein of 363 amino acids. The transcript has 4 exons. The record is from RefSeq and is a predicted model, not a curated record.
UUUUAUUUGGACUCGUGACCCAGUCGUGUAUAUCAAAAUUUUCUUUUCCCCGAUUAUCCACGUAAUACAUUAUUCGCGUGCCAGGAUUUAAUCACAUACUUUUACUUACCUUUAAUAUAUGUAAACGUACACGUAUGUGAGAAAUACACUGAAAACUAAUUUUGUUGUGUUGAUUUCUAAUGGCACCAACUGAUGAGGAUAAACGUAAAAUUACAGAGGGGUCGAGCCCUGACCGACCUAAGAAAAGAGUGAAUAAACCUCUGAUUGAGAAGCGUAGGCGAGAGAGAAUAAACGAGUGUUUAAAUCAACUCCAAACUCUCAUAGCUCAGCUAGAUAAAGAUAAAUAUAAGGUGGGCCGACCUGCGAAACUUGAAAAGGCCGACAUACUUGAAAUGACAGUAGAAUUUGUAAAAAAGACAAAAACAAGUUUACAAGGUCAAAAAGACGAUACAGAUAAUACACAACAGCAGUCGUACUUAGCUGGGUAUAAAAAGUGCAUGGACGAAAUCCAAAAUUUCUGCAGAGAAAACAAUAUCCCUCCCGAGUUGAAAACCUCACUUCAAAGUCAAAUCGAUUUCAAAAUUAGCCAAAUGAAAACAGAACAAGCAAUUGAUCUCACGACAAAAUCCGAAACCAAAGAUUCGAAAAUUGCCGAGCAGAUGAAUAUUCUGACAAGCAAUAAUACUAUUAUUCAACCAAAGUGCUUACCACAAGUUUCUAAUAAUUCUAAUCAAAUCCAAAACACUAAUGUACAAAUAGUUCAAAGACCUGUCAAUUCAAAUGGACAACUGGCUGUUGUCUGUCAGAAAGAACCAUCAACAUACGUGCUUGUUCCCGCCAUUUGUCAACCGUUCCAAAUACCGAAUGCUAGUCAAGGCUUUCCACUUAUUGUACAAAACAGUGCUCCUAAUUACGAAAUAAAGCCUAUGAUUUCAGAGAAAGCUGGACAAAUAUUUCCGGCAACUAAUAACGGCCAAUUUUUUAUGCUACCAAAUUCAUCAUUAUCAACACAGGGAAUUAAUACAAAUUUUACGUUUACUUCCGCUUAUAAACCGUUACCUACUGAAUCUAUCAUUUCCAAUUCUGUUGCAUAUUUCCCUGUGACGUCAUCAUUGUCAAGCGCGUGCGUUAUGACUCCUGCAACGUCAAGCAACUGCCAUACAAAUUCAAACAGACCUUUGCAUUCUAAUUGUGAACAACAAAAUGACAACAGUACAGCCCAACAAGACAAUUCCGGUCUCGAAAAUGAUGAAAUGUGGCGACCAUGGUAAAUGCAUUUUGUUGAUUUUAGUAAACUUAAAAAACGCGAAACCACGCAAUGUGCUGUAGUUAUUAAUGGUGCUUAUUUAUUAUCAUAUUAAUAUACAAAUUUCAUCUGUGAUACUUUAUGUUAUAUCUAUUUAUAAAGAUUAUUUGAUUAAACAUAUUUCUCUUAAUUUA